This is a messenger RNA of Bactrocera oleae (olive fruit fly), 348 nucleotides long. NCBI's taxonomy places the organism in Eukaryota, Metazoa, Arthropoda, Insecta, Diptera, Tephritidae. The record is from RefSeq and is a predicted model, not a curated record.
AAGCUUUUCAUUGCCGCAUCCUUCGCCUUGUUGGCCUUUGCCGCUGCUGAUGUCUCUCACCUUGGCGGUGGUUACAAUUAUCCUGCUCCUGUGCAUGAAGCUGUACGCUCGCAGCCGAUUGCACCUGCUCAGGGCUACAGUUACCCAGCGCCAGCUCCAGUCCACGAAGCCGUCCAAUCCCAACCGAUUGCCCCAGCACCCGCCCAGGGCUACAGCUACCCAGCUCCAGCUCCAGUCCACGAAGCCGUCCAAUCCCAACCGAUUGCUCCAGCGCCUGCCCAGGGCUAUAGCUACCCAGCUCCAGCACCACUAGCGCCAGCACCUGCACCUGCUCAAGGCUACAGCUAU